Messenger RNA from Asterias rubens (European starfish), 1563 nucleotides. Its product is annotated as protein FAM102A-like. Bases 435 to 1520 code for a protein of 361 amino acids. NCBI's taxonomy places the organism in Eukaryota, Metazoa, Echinodermata, Asteroidea, Forcipulatida, Asteriidae. The record is from RefSeq and is a predicted model, not a curated record. The transcript has 9 exons.
GUUCAGCUAGCGGACGCAAGAAAACAACCCCCGUCGACCGGUAGAAAGUCAUCGUUAUUUCCGUCCAUUCUUACGAUUUCCUUGAGGAUUCCGGAUACGUGGUGAUAAAAUUCUUUUUAUUUAUGAAACAUUGAAUGUAUGACUAUUUCAUGAACAUGCAGACGUGCUUCUGUAAGCGAACAUUUGAGAGGAUUGUGCGAGAGUUAUUGUGAAUGGUGACAGCAUUGCAAAUUAUACUUUGUCAUGACUGCGUAAGUAAACAGUGUUUAUUUAGAUACACGUCGUCACAUGCCAUUGUAACUGUGUACAAACAUGUAACUCUUACAAGAAUACCUACUUUGUAAGAAGAAGAAGUAUUAAAGGACUACCUUGGAUGAUAUUUUGAGGUUUGAAUUGAUCAAGAAAGGAGUGUAAAGAGAAGACAACUUCCCUGGAUGACGUUCAUUAUGAAGAAGAAGAAAUACAAGUUCCAAGUAAUUUUUGAGUUGGUGGAGCUUUCGUCGAUCCCGCUUGUCAAUGGAGUACUUUUCAGUAAAAUACGACUGCUAGAUGGUGGCGGAUCUUUCUCAGAAUUAUCAACCCGAGAGGAGGUGUCGGAUCAUUCAGUGAAAUGGGGAGCGACGAUGAAGUUCUCAUGCAGGAUGACGGCCAACGCAUCCACAGGGAUCCUGGAGCCUUGCCACUGCCGAGUCUCUGUCAGAAAGGAAGUCAAAGGUGGUAAAACCUUCGUCAAAUAUGGUUUUGCCGAUGUCAAUUUAGCGGAGUACGCCGGGUCUGGUAAAAUGACCAGACGAUACCUCUUGGAGGGAUACGACACAAAGAACCGACUCGACAACAGCAUUCUAAAGGUCAAUAUAGAAAUGAUGUUGAUGUCCGGAGAUCCAUGCUUUAAAGCGCCGGACAUGACGCAUCACUUUCUCCCCGGGGAGGUCAAGAAAGACGACAUGUUAAAGUCGAGUUUAAGAGGCAACGAGAUCAUGUCAGGUGGGAGUCUGGUCGGAGACAGCAGUGCAAGGAGUCGUCCAGGCAAACCAAGACCCAAUAUUCUCACAUCAGGUCUGGUAUCACAAGUUGAACCUACCGGUCCUGAGGAUGAAAUCUUUGAGCUUGGUCAUUCCCGUAGCUCAAGUUACAACAGCCAGCAUUCACGAGCUAGCGGCUACAGCAGUACUCAUUCCCGAUCCUCUAGCGCCACCGAGCACUUCUCAAGCGCGCAGAGCUUGACGGAUCUACCAGAGCAGGAAGAACCCAAAGAGUCAUGGAAGGGAACCAAUGAAAGACGUAGGAAACAUGCAGAGGAGUCCCAACAGCAGAGAAGAGUUGACGACACAAGGGUUGAUGCAGAUGAAAUCAUUGAUGACAUCAUCAGUAAACAAGAUUUCCAGGCAGAUGAGAGUGCUGGAGAUGAGGGUCUUCAAUUAUUCAUUGCUAAGGACGGCUCGAUGGCACUUGGGAGUAAUCAACUAAAAAACAGAAUGUCAGCUGGUGUCUUUGAACAAGUUGUGGUCGACCAGAGGUAGUCCUUCCCCCCCUUUUAGGUCAAAGGUCAACCAUGUUAUGAAG